CUUUUCUCUGGUACGUGAACUGAAAAUCCCUUCCUUUUCGUUUCCUGUGAGGAUGGACAAGGAUCACUUGUACGCAUUCAGCAACCGGUUUGGUUGCUGAAACCUAAAGGAUUCCCAGCUGGGUCGGAAGCUUUUGACCUUCAAACUGAUGAUUAAUCGAAGAAUGGUGCAAUUUUUGUUUACGUGUAAAUAAAACGGUCGCCAUCCGAACCGGUAGUUAAAUCGUGCGGCUCUCCUUGCCCCUUCAGUUGGCCUUACCUUAAUCCCAGAGAACUUGGGGUGUCCAAGAGAAUGCAGUCUUCUCCAGUAAUGGCCACCAAAUUCCAUUGCGCAAAACCCGUCGUUGUCUGUAAGCAGAGACCCAACUUUUUCCGGGGCCCCGAGAACUUCAAACUCAAGCCUUUUAAUCGAAACCCAGAUCAUAUUUUGGUCAGUCCAAUCACCUCCACCAUUUCUACAAGGGGCAUAUGGGAUUUCACAAAGUGCAUCAAUAUCUCAUGGAGAUGGGUUUCUCAGAUUCUCUCUGUUUACUUGCUUUUUCUCAAUAUUGUUGCUGAUGCUCAGGCCUAUGAUUACCCAUCUCCUUCUUCUUCUUCUUCUGUUUAUGCUUGUGAAGAUGUUAACAAUUACUAUGCCAAUGUGGAGCAUUUAGAGGGUAAAUCACUCAAGAAGAAACUGAAUUCCAUCAUUGGCAAGCAUCAAUCUUUAUCUUACAGAGAGGUGUGGAAUGCUCUCAAGAUUCUAGAUGCUUCGGAUGUUGACAACCCAGAAGCUUCAUCAGGGAUAGUUGAAAUUUACUCCGUGAAGGUUGUACCAAAGUCAUUAGCUGGAAAGCCUGAAGGAUGGAAUAGAGAGCACUUAUGGCCUCGUUCUUAUGGUUUGAAAAAUGGUCCAUCCCUGACUGAUAUACACAACAUUCGCCCUGCAGAUGUGAAUGUCAAUUCCUCCAGGGGGAACAAAUACUACGGAGAAUGCAGUGUUAAUUCGGCUAAAUGUUUGAAGCCAGCAAGUAAAGAAGCUGCUUUGGACACAGAAACUGACAAGGAUAGAUGGGCACCACCUAAACAGCAUAGAGGAGAUAUUGCUAGGGCACUGAUGUACAUGGCGGUAUGUUAUGGAUAUCGUCAAACAGAUGGAGGCCCAGUUCUUCACCUUUCAGAUUCUCCAAAAAUUUCAAAGAGUGAGAUGGGACUGCUUUCUACGUUGUUAAAGUGGAAUGAGAUUGAUCCCCCUUCAAGAGAGGAGAAAUUGAGAAAUGACAGAGUAUGCAAGUUUUAUCAACACAACAGAAAUCCUUUCGUUGAUCAUCCAGAAUAUGCCACUCUCAUAUGGAAAGAACAUAUCUUGAGCCAUCAUGCUUUCCAUCCUCUUCCUAGAAGUCAUCAAAUUCAAAACAACAAACAAGGUAUUAAUUCUUUAAAUGCAUGUACUUUUUUAAUACGAGAAGAAUGAAAGUUUCAGAGCAUACAUAUAAAUAACAUACCUGCAAAGCACGGCAUACACAUUUGAAGUUUGUUAAAGGAUACUGUGAAGGAACCCUUGUGUCCAGGUGUACAAUGUUCUUCUUAAACUGUAUGAAUGAUGCAAUACCAUGUGUCCAGAAACUGCAUUCCAUAGUCCAAUUUGAUUCUCUUUUCUGUUAGAAAGAAAAAUAGUUUGCUUGUGCCAUUACGCCUUAAAUUAUAUGAAGUGUUUACUACUAUGGUUAUUAUUUGGGUGGCGCUCCAGGAAACUUUAGCAAGCAAGUCAUCAGAUAGCAGGAUUCAAGCUUCAAGGAACCAAGCACAUGGAGAAUUGUUAUGAAGGGCUGGCUGGAAACGGUAAUGGUCACUUGGUUUGUAAGCCUUGAUUCUGGGGAUGGUAGUCGAGGAAGGUUGUGGUAAUGCAUGUGGUUUGUUCACAUACCUACCAACCUAUCAUAUCACUGGAGGCAAACUGAGAUGGACUGGCUAUGCAAACCUGUAGCACAUGGAAUACGAAUUGGUGAAUCAUAUAUAUAGGCUUUGCCCCUAUUCAAAGAGGAUUAUGAAUUGGUGAAUUGUGCCAAUAAGCACUUCCCUAUAAGUUAAGAAUUUAGUUCUUAUUAUGUAAAUCAUAUACAGUGUGAUUAUGUGAAACUAGCUUGGCAUGUAAAUUCUAUAUGAAUCGCAGCAAUUGUAAGUUUGUAACUAUGAACUAGUUUAGUUUGCUGGCACAACAGCAAACAAGCUACCAAAGGCUUAGAGAAAUACAUUGGAUUUGUGAUGCCAACUGUUUUGAUAUUCUCCUAUUUUUCUAACCUGUUGCUAUCACAAAUCUCCUAUCUCUGUAAAUAAUUAAUUCGAUUAAAUUAUUGAUGAAGUUACAAUG
Molecule: messenger RNA, 2349 nt
Organism: Rosa chinensis
Lineage: Eukaryota; Viridiplantae; Streptophyta; Magnoliopsida; Rosales; Rosaceae
Product: extracellular ribonuclease
Exons: 9
Coding region: 292-1452 (386 amino acids)
Molecular function (GO): nuclease activity
Source: RefSeq, a predicted model, not a curated record